Exophiala mesophila is the source of this 981-nucleotide messenger RNA. Its product is annotated as chlorophyll synthesis pathway protein BchC. The coding region runs from base 1 to 981 and encodes 326 amino acids. Gene Ontology annotation, molecular function: zinc ion binding; oxidoreductase activity. The transcript has 4 exons. Lineage: Eukaryota; Fungi; Ascomycota; Eurotiomycetes; Chaetothyriales; Herpotrichiellaceae. The record is from RefSeq and is a predicted model, not a curated record.
AUGCGCGCUUUGAGAUUCCAUGGCAACAAAGACAUACGCAUCGAAGACAUCCCGGAGCCGAGCCCUAGACCUGGCUGGGUCAAGGUAAAGAAUGCAUGGGCGGGAAUCUGUGGCUCAGAUCUCCAUGAGUAUAGCGUCGGGCCCAAGAACGUGCCCACGGAGCCACAUAUCCUGACUGGAGAGACUCUUCCAACAGUCUGUGGACACGAAUUCUCCGGGGUCGUCUGCGAGUUGGGGGAUGGAGUCAACGACAUUCGCAUCGGGCAGAAGGUGGCAGUUUUCCCCAUUCUCACGGAUCAAACAUGCCAUUGGUGCCAACAAGAACUAUACGGUAUAUGCCCAAGCUGGGGGUUCCUGGGUUAUAGCGGCUAUGGAGGCGGAAUGGCUGAAUAUAUAUGCGUGGAAAGGAAGGCUCUUCAUCUUAUCCCAGACGAGUUGUCGCUCGAGGUUGCUGCCUUGGUCGAACCCCUCGCUGUCGGCUGGCAUGCAGUGAAUGUCGGCAAAGUGAAAAGCGACCAUCACUGCCUUGUCGUUGGUGCAGGGCCUAUCGGCAUCGCCAUGGUACACUGCCUUCUGGCGAGGGGGGUCGAGUCGGUCAUAGUUUCUGAGCCUUCUCCUACUCGCGCCGCACACGCACAGGCAGCAGGAGCUCAUCACGUUCUUGAUCCGUCCAAGGACAAUGUCCCAGACGUCUGCUUUCGCUUGACUGCGGGGCUGGGAGUACAUACCGUCUUUGAAUGUGCGGGUAUUCAAGCCGCAUUCGAUGUGUCCUUAGCCUCUGUUCGAGGCGCCGGAACCAUUGUGAACGUUGCAAUAUACGAGACAUCACUGACACUCCAGACACCGAACAUUCUCAAUCGACGUUCGAUCACCUAUGUGGGGUCCAACACCUAUACCCGGGGCGAGUUUCAGGAAGUCAUAGAGGCAUUGGUUUCUGGCAAGUGCACGGAUGAUUUGAUUUCAUGUCAACCAGAUUUCUAA